UAUAUGCAUACCGCGCAAAUUCACGUCAUUGUGAUCAGGAAUCGAAACGUGCACAUUAAAGGAAAUUCCAAAACAGUCGAGUAGAGGGGAUGUGUGGACAGCUGUUUACCAAAUGCCUGUAAGCUUUGGUGCUCGUCCUUACCAGCUGUGUGUGUCACGUUAAAGUAUCGGUAAACAUUCUCGUCUAUACGUCCCCAUGAACGUCGUCCAAGCAUUCUUGGAAUAGCAGUUACAUCCACUGUUCGGUUCUGCUCACAAUCUUUCGUGGAACUGACCUGGUACAUCAUGUUGCGUUUUGUGUUAUUUGUGGUAGUUGCCACUUUAAUGUUGGGGGUGUCAUCAUUGAUAGUUGAUGGAUGCAAUGAAGCUGUGUGUGCAAGUGUGGUGAGCAAAUGUAUGCUUACUCAGUCUUGCAAGUGUGAUCUAAAGAAUUGUUCAUGCUGCAAGGAGUGCUUCAGUUGUCUUGGUGAACGGUUUGACGAUUGCUGUUCUUGCGUUGAUAUGUGUACAAAGUCUAAUUCCACUGGUAGUCCACUUACCAAAAUAAGCCAUGUUGAAGAGUUUACUGAUCCCAUACCAUCGCUGUUUGAAUCCUUGACCAUGGAUCCGGACACAGAGGGAAGAUGGACAUCAUAUACUUAUCCACAGGAACUUGAUAUUUCUCUGUUUAGCCCAAAAAUAGACAACGAGAUAAUAAUGGCAAACACUAAUGGGAAGAGUUCACUGGCUGUAGUGAACUGCACUGUAACUUACAUGGCACAUUGCUCACCUUGGAACAAAUGCAAGGAAUCUUGCCGCUCUAUGGGUGCCAGCAGUUACAGGUGGUUUCAUGAUGGUUGUUGUGAAUGUGUUGGGCACACUUGCAUCAACUAUGGAAUCAAUGAAAGCAGGUGUACAGAGUGUCGUCUGUCACAGGAUGAUGAGGAAGAAGAUGAUGUGCUGCAGAAUGAUUAUGGUGAUGGCAGUGUAACAGAUGCAGAACAAGAACUGAAACUUUAGAAUUACUGACCUUUCCCAUUGAAUCUUUCAUACAUUAAUACUAAAACUGUUAUGACAUCUUCAGAAAAUAUCUGAAGGAAAAAUAAUGUGAUAUGUAUCAGCUAUUGAUAUUUGUGUAUCUAUAUGUGCUAUAGCUUUUUCUUUUUUAAUAUUUACUUUUUGACGCUAUUGAUAAUGUAAAUUCCUACAAAGUAAAUUGAACAUUGUUAUAUUUACUCCUCAGAAAGUCGGAUCCUCAUUAUGAAAAUGAAAUGCUCAUGGCUCUAUGAAAAGUGUUAUGGCAAGUAAUUAGAAGAUUUUAUCAGACAAAAUACUAAGUUUUAAGAGCAUUUUGCAAUAGAUACAUCUAACUCGGAGUGUAAAUGACAUUUAGAUGAUGUUCCUCAAAAAAGCUAACUGGGCUCUAUUAUUCAAAGAAAAUUGAGAAAGCAGUGAAGAGUAUUAUAAAAUACUUAAAUAAACCAUAGAAUAUGAAAUAAGUAAUACAGUAUUAGAGAAGUGGGAAAUCCUCUGGCAGGUGCAUUCUACACAGGGAACUCGAAUCAUAUACUCUCCUGUUGCCUGUAAUAAAAAAAAAAAACAUGACUACUGCACUAACACAAAAAUUGGCCCAAAAUGCUAAUCCCAUAACACA
Schistocerca nitens (vagrant locust) is the source of this 1633-nucleotide messenger RNA. RefSeq names its product protein twisted gastrulation-like. The record is from RefSeq and is a predicted model, not a curated record. Gene Ontology annotation, biological process: regulation of BMP signaling pathway. Lineage: Eukaryota; Metazoa; Arthropoda; Insecta; Orthoptera; Acrididae. Bases 286 to 999 code for a protein of 237 amino acids. The transcript has 5 exons.